AUGGAGACCGGUCGUGUCCUGGGAGCUGGGGCCGUGCUGGUGGCGCUGGUGGGGCUGGGAGCCCACCCGGCUUGUGGUGAGAGGACCUCACGUGAGCUCGGACCCACGGCGUGGGGAGGGUGUUGGUGGGGAUGGAUUCACAACCGGGAGCAGUACACGCACUUCGACAGCGAUGUGGGGCACUAUGUGGGUGACACCCCCCGGGGUGAGUCUACUGCCAAGUACUUCAACAGCCAGCCGGGCAUACUGGAGCAGAAACGGGCUGAGGUGGACACGGUCUGCCGGCACAACUACGGGGUGUUGACCCCUUUCCUUGUGGAGAGGAAAGUGAAGCCCAAGGUGGAAAUCUACCCCGUGCAGUCGAGCUCCCUGGCGCAGACCAACAGGCUGGUUUGCGCCGUGAUGGAUUUCUACCCCGCGGAGAUGGAGGUGAAGUGGUUCAAGAACGGGCAGGAGGAGGUGGAGCACGUGGUGUCCACGGACGUGAUCCAGAACGGCGACUGGACCUACCAGGUGCUGGUGAUGCUGGAAACCACCCCGCAGCUUUACGCGUGCCAGGUGGAGCCCGUCAGCCUGGAGCACCCCGUCAGCCAGCACUGGGAGUUGCAGUCGGACGCCGCCAGGAGCAAGAUGCUGACGGGGGUGGGGGGCUUUGUGCUGGGGCUCAUCUUCCUGGCGC
Molecule: messenger RNA, 679 nt
Organism: Cariama cristata (Red-legged seriema)
Lineage: Eukaryota; Metazoa; Chordata; Aves; Cariamiformes; Cariamidae
Product: class II histocompatibility antigen, B-L beta chain-like
Biological process (GO): positive regulation of T cell activation; antigen processing and presentation of exogenous peptide antigen via MHC class II; immune response
Cellular component (GO): membrane; MHC class II protein complex
Molecular function (GO): MHC class II protein complex binding
Source: RefSeq, a predicted model, not a curated record